Annulohypoxylon truncatum is the source of this 1881-nucleotide messenger RNA. Its product is annotated as acyl-CoA N-acyltransferase. Bases 395 to 1408 code for a protein of 337 amino acids. The record is from RefSeq and is a predicted model, not a curated record. Gene Ontology annotation, molecular function: aralkylamine N-acetyltransferase activity. Lineage: Eukaryota; Fungi; Ascomycota; Sordariomycetes; Xylariales; Hypoxylaceae. Gene Ontology annotation, cellular component: cytoplasm. The transcript has 2 exons.
UUUCAUAUCUCACAUGCCACAUCUUACAUACAAUCCACGCAUUAAACCACAUUCUGUUACCUCAAUUGUCAACCCGGCUCCUUAGUCUCAUUUUUAUUUCACAAAUCUCGGAUUAAAAGUUAAGCGAGUGCGGUCCGGUUCUAUCAAGUCCGAUCUAGGUAUCUAUCUGCACCCCGCCUCAAGCCCAACGCAUCCGAUAUCACUUCAAUACCUUUGUUAUUCGACCACUACUACCUUACCAAAGUACCUAAUUAGGCAUUUAGUAAACAGGAUAUUGUGCAACCUUCCCAUUUUAGACAGGUUUCGCCAAUCAGAGCGGUUCUGCCUAAGUACAGAGGUUCUCAAGGGCCCAAAAAGAAGCGUAAAUAAGAUAAAAGGAAGGAAGGAAAUAGUCAUGUCGGACACUCCUCCGGAUUCCCCCGUUCGGCAGGGCAAGCAGCCCGUUAAGCCCGUUAACGACGGUCGGGAAGAUGCGGAUUCGGACCCGUUCAAAAACGCAAGACCCACGCUCGGGCUCGGAAAGCUGAUGUCGACGUUCUCAGCGGGUAAUUUGCACAACUUCCACGGUGACAAAGUCGAGGAACGGGAAAACGCAGUGGAUGACUCUGAGGACAUGCCAGAUCAUGAUGCGAAAGAGGCAAAGGGAACCGGCAACUACGGACGGCGGUCGCAGCUGCAUAGUAGGGGUAAUGAACUUGAACCUAUGAUGCGACGCAUAAAAGAGAAAUUUCCGCUCCCCUUUCAUCCUAACAUCCGCCCAUUGACCGUGUCGGACCUCGAGAGCUGCGUUGCCUUAGAGGAUGCGGCGUUUGAGAAUCCGGCACAUCGGUGCUCAAGAGAGAAGUUCGAAUAUCGCCUCUCCGUGUGUCCGGAGUUGUGCCUCGGACUCUUCUGCACUAUCGUCCCCGACAAGGCCCGCGAAGCGGGCUACGAGAUCAGCACCCUUCCCGUAGCGCAUCCGGUUGAGACGGGACGAAGUGAUGGGGCAAAGAGUGUCCUGGUAGCGCAUAUCAUUGCGACGAGAUCCCAUGCAAAGACCGUAACAGAUGAGGCUAUGGACUACCCCCGCGACUUCCGAACGAAUAAACGGAAUGUGCUUCCCAUAGGCCAUCAGGAGGAUGGUCAGACUAUCUGCAUUCAUUCGCUCGCCAUUCAUCCCAAACUUCAUGGAUGCCACUUGGGAAAGCUGAUCAUGCUAGCCUACCUGCAGCGGAUCAAGAGCGCAGACAUGGCCAAGUACUGCGCGCUUAUUUGUGAGGAUUUUCUGGUCCCGUUUUACAAGAGAUUCGAAUUCCGCCACCUAGGGCCAAGCGAAGCCCAGUUCGGCGGCGGGGGUUGGAAUGAUAUGACGGUUGCCAUUAAUGAGCUGCCUAUUUACGGAGGUAAAGGGUGGCAGAGACCAAAAUAGACAGAGAAGCUAAAUCUUUUCUGAUGGAUUAAUGAGAACGACUAGACUUGACGGAGGUUUCGAUGUGAGCGAGGGCAUGACGUGGCGACCUUUAACGGCCAUAUCCAACGGUAGAGUUUGGAGUUCAUGCGGACGACAAGAUGGGAUUAGCAUUGCGCGUUUACUUCUCUGCGUAAGCAAUAAUUUGCGAGUGAAGAUACCCAAUCAUAAGAGGGCGACCGGGAAAAGGAGGCCGGCAUUUCGGUUCAUCAUCAUUAGACGGAGAUGGACUAAGGGGACGUGCUUGCGAUGAUUAUAUGACUUCUGAUUUCUUCAUAUGGCAAAAAUACGGGAAUAGAACCGGCGGAAAGGGGACGGGGGACUGGGGAUAUGAAAACACGGAUUGCAUGGCAUCAUCUUCUUCCCUCUGAUAGACCUUGCUAGAUACUGCGAGACACGAAAUAGCUAGCGCAUAAUUCAUUUUCCUAACCAUA